Lodderomyces oxycetoniae is the source of this 2223-nucleotide messenger RNA. RefSeq lists its product as uncharacterized. Bases 1 to 2223 code for a protein of 740 amino acids. NCBI's taxonomy places the organism in Eukaryota, Fungi, Ascomycota, Pichiomycetes, Serinales, Debaryomycetaceae. The record is from RefSeq and is a predicted model, not a curated record. Gene Ontology annotation, molecular function: monoacylglycerol lipase activity. The transcript has a single exon.
AUGGCUGCUGUUAAAGAGCCUUAUCUAUGGUAUAGAGACAAGGAUAGUUUGAAAAUAGGAGAGGUCAACAGGUAUGUUGUACGAUAUGCGCGUUAUCCUGACCAUAAGAUCAAGCAAAUAUACUUUAGACUUAAAAACAUUGAAAAUACUGGGAUAAGAACGGUUCAUUUGAUUAGUGGACCUUUUAUACUUUAUUGUCAUGUUAUUCCGUGUAAUUACAACUCGCGUCGAAAGUUUGUGCCUGAUAACGCACAAGAGAACCCCGAGUUGGUGUUUGAGAACCAAAUUAAACCUAAUCAAACAUUUACUGUUACGUUGCUUCUUAACAAGAAUUCCCUUUUGGGUACGGCUGAAUUAGAAGAUGAGCAAACGACGGUGGAGUAUUUCCAAUGGGAGAUCGAUGUUAUUUCUCAAAUCGUUAUCACCAGAAAGACCACUGUUGAUUAUGAUAUGAUGAUUGGUGACGAUUUGCAAUUUAUGAAAAAAUUAACCUAUAGCGUAGUUGAAAAGGCAAUUUCUAGUAUUGGAAGUAACAGCGAUUUCAAUAACAACAACAACAAAGCUGAGAUGAAAAUUGAUCAAAAGCACACCAAUAAUCAUGUUUUCAACCCGCUGCUCUCUGUGAUGAAGAAGAAUACAGAGGAUAUUUGGAAUAGUCCACCUUCAAAACCGUUGGAGCCGGUACAUUUGAUAAUAGUAACUCAUGGCAUUUUUUCAAACCUUACAGCCGAUAUGCUAUACUUGAAAGAUGUGUUGGAAUUGAAGGUUAAAGAGAAUAUAAUGGUGAGAGGGUUCCGUUACAAUGCAGGUCGAACAGAAAAGGGGAUAAGAAAACUAGGUAUUAACGUUGCGAAUUUUAUUGUGGAUUUGGUAGAGAAGUUGCCUUACAGAUUUGAUAAGAUUUCUUUUAUUGCUCAUUCCUUGGGUGGAGUUGUCCAGUUGUAUGCAAUCAAGUAUAUCUUGCUUACAAGAGGUGUUGAGUUUUUCAAAAGGUUAAAUAUUGAGCCAGUUAAUCUUAUAUCUUUGGCUAGUCCCUUUUUGGGCAUAUUGAACGAGUUGAACUUUGUUAUAUCUUGGUUUUUGGAUUUGGGAACGCUAGGUAAAACUGGUCGUGACUUAACUUUACUGAAGCAUAUUCCAACUUGGAAAGAUAUUGAUUUGGAUGAUCAAAAGAAAAGAGAUACUUUUAAGCCUGUUUUGGAAACAUUACCUAACGAUCCAUUGCAAACAUUUUUGGGGGAAUUCAAACGUCUUACUGUUUAUGCCAAUGCAAUCAAUGACGGUAUUGUACCAUUGAGAACGGCGGCAUUGUUAUAUUUGGAUUAUGAAGCACUAGGGGACGUAAACACGUUGAAAAGGACCAAACACGUUACUGAACAUCCUGAAUUGGAGAACGAUCAUAACCAUGAUGUUGAGAGUAUUGAAAGCGGCGAUACAGUACUGGAAGUACCUGACGACGAAGGACACACUGAUGCAGAAAGUUUGGGGACUAAGAAUAACAGUAAUGAAAAGAGGAAGCUCAUGGAUACCCUGCGAAAGCAAUCGAAUCAAGGAAAACAUUCUUUUAAGUUUGCUACUCAUAAAUACUUUGACUUUCUAGAUUUGAGCUCUCCCGGUGAAGCAAAAAAAUCUAGGCGACAAAAAAGGUAUAGAAAUUUCACCAUAAAGGGAUCCAAGACACUUGGUGAUGAUGAGAAUGAGGAGGAAAACAAUGAAGACAACUCUUCUGAAAAUAGCGAUGAUUCAGCGCCAUUGAUUAUCCCACCAAGAGCAUCAGCGAUUGAGUCUGCAUUAAAUACCCUAAUUUGUCCCAUUCCGUCGAAUGAGUUCAUUAUGGAGCCCGAACUGAGACAUCCUGUGAUUUUCCACGAUAGAUAUUAUCGCCUUGACAAAUCCAAAGAAAACGAGGGCGAGAAGGAGAAUGAGAAGUUGUCUUGGUUUUUUGAAAAGUUUUUCAAGUAUCGCGGGAGAUACAAACUACAUAAACAAGUUGUUAUUGCUAACAAGUAUCAUACUGAUAAACUAACCUGGAGAAAAGUAUUGGUCAAUUUACCACCCGAUGCGCAUAAUAAUAUAAUUGUUAGAAGAAGAUUUGCUAAUGGAUAUGGAUGGGGUGUGAUUAAUCAUUUAUGUGAGAAUUUGUUUGAAUGUAAGGGAAAUGAUGAAACUGAGAAGAAGGUGGAUUUGGAAACUCUGCCUGAUGAUAUAAAAGCGAAAAUAUAA